Molecule: messenger RNA, 1998 nt
Organism: Saitoella complicata NRRL Y-17804
Lineage: Eukaryota; Fungi; Ascomycota; Saitoellomycetes; Saitoellales; Saitoellaceae
Exons: 2
Coding region: 424-1782 (452 amino acids)
Cellular component (GO): cytoplasm
Molecular function (GO): ornithine decarboxylase activity
Source: RefSeq, a predicted model, not a curated record
CCUUGGACAUCAACUCCACCAAAACCCCGAUCCCUUACCAAAAGGCAUCGUUCCAUCGCCAGUGCUCAUUGUACUGGUAGAAUACACAUUUCGUUUUUGCUGCCUUGCUCGCAAAAGGUAGCCCAAUUGCCCACCACGGCUUCAGGAGCUUUCAACGACACCGCCCCCACCAAGCUCGUCCACUUCAAGCCAGUUCCAUACUGCACUGUCCGCAUCCUUCGCUGACAGCCUUAAACCCCCCCACCGCUUGGCACACCUUCAAAGUAGAGUAAGCUCCUCGUGACGAGGGCUACUCUAUCCUUCUCGAAGGUCGAAACACAAAAGUAACUGUACACUCAGAACAUUUUAUGUUCUAAAGCCCAACAAUUGGUCCUGCUCGCAAACCGGUCCUCUCAAACACUCUUUGUCAACCCACAACUCGAAAUGUCUCCUUCCGCCGCUGUUGCCAUGUCUCCAGCAAUCAUUGAAACUACCAACCACUUGGCGUCUUCGCCGAACUUGGGCGCUCCUAUUGUGCUCCCCCAAUCUCACAAGCAGCGUGUGUCUAACCCUGGCCGCGCUUUUGUUAGGAAUGCUCUCUUGUCUCAUUUGGCCGCGAUGGACGUCGAUGCCGGUGUCUCCGACAGUGAGAACGGUUUUUUCGUUGCCGACGUCGGUGAGGUCUACCGCCAGCAUCUCCGUUGGAAGCGUAAUCUGCCUCGCGUGGAGCCCUUCUACGCUGUGAAGUGCAACCCUGACCCCCAGGUUGUUCGCCUUCUCGCGUCCCUCGGUACCGGCUUCGACUGUGCCUCGAAGGCCGAAAUUCAGCAGGUCUUGUCCCUCGGUGUUCCUGAGAAUAAGAUCAUCUACGCCAACCCUUGCAAGGCGGCGUCUCACAUCAAGUUUGCUGCCAACAAUGGCGUCCGUAUGAUGACCUUCGACAACGCGGACGAGUUGCACAAGAUCAAGCGCCUUUAUCCCGGUGCUAGCCUCUUGUUGAGGAUUUUGACCGAUGAUUCCAAGUCUUUGUGUCAGUUGGGAUUGAAGUUCGGUGCUCCUUUGGACACCACCUUGCCCCUAUUGAAGUUGGCUAAGGAGCUUGAGCUCGACAUUGUCGGUGUUUCUUUCCACGUUGGAUCUGGUUCGUGGGAUCCUUCUGCCUUCGUCGACGCUGUUGAGCGUGCUCGCUGCGUCUUCGACGAGGCUGCUUCCGUUGGAUACGACCUGAAGUUGCUCGAUGUUGGUGGUGGUUUCGGUCACGACAACUUCGAGACCAUCGCUGCCGUCCUUGGCCCUGCCAUUGACCAGCACUUCCCUUCGACUAUUAGGGUUAUCGCUGAGCCCGGAAGGUACUAUGUUGCCAACGCGUUUACCUUGGCUGUCAACAUCAUCGCUCGCAGGACCGUUGCCAACCAGGAAGGUGAGGCUGGCCUCGCUGACAAGUCCUACAUGUAUUACGUCAGCGACGGUGUCUACGGAUCGUUCAACUGUAUUUUGUUCGACCACCAGCACCCCGUCCCUCGCGUUUUGGCUCACGAUGGCCGUUUCCUCUACAACGAGGCUCGCGGCGAUUCUUCUGUGAGAUGCUCUGUAUGGGGACCCACUUGCGACUCCCUUGACUGCAUUAGCGAGGAGUCUUUCUUGCCUUACGCUUUGGAUGUCGGAGACUGGCUUUACUUUGAGGAGAUGGGUGCCUACACUGGUUGUGCCGCCAGUCGUUUCAACGGCUUCCCUAUCUCGAGGGUGCAGUAUGUGAACUCGGAGAAGGGUGCGGAGGAGAUGAUGAAGGCUUUGUCUGCUUAGAUGUCGUGGACAUUGGACUGUAUUUAGCUCACAAUUUAAUCUUUGAUAUCCGUUUAUUCAAAUCGAACACCUUGCAAUUCGUAGGUAUCUGGUUUCGUCUGUCCUAUGCUAUGCUUCGUCCAAUGCAAUUAACGUGAUAAAAAGUGGUCCCGAAGUUCGAAAAUAUCCUGAUAUCUCACUUUCCCUUAUUCUAAAUUUGAAGCAAACUUUGACCUC